Molecule: messenger RNA, 2496 nt
Organism: Phyllotreta striolata
Lineage: Eukaryota; Metazoa; Arthropoda; Insecta; Coleoptera; Chrysomelidae
Source: the annotation of a GenBank genome assembly
AAUUCGGUUUGGAGAGUUUCGGUGAAAUUUCAAUGCCAAAUGUCCGAUGACAACAACAACACAUUUUUAGACAAAGAUAUAAUUUUUUUCUGUUUUCGAAAAAUUUCCCAAACAAUUUGAAACCAGCCAAAUAUGCGGAUUCUUUUGGAAAAUGGGUAGUUUAUGGCAGGAUUACGUUCCCACGGAGGUGGUGUCCGAAGUGCUGAAGCAUCUACCGAGACAGGACCGGCUCGCCUGCGCGAUGGUGUGCCAAAAAUGGAAGGAGGCCCUAAACCGUCGGUACUUGUGGACGCACAUCGUGCUAUGCGUGGACAAGGAUUUCCUGGAGCCCAGCAGCACGCUGUUGGUGGGCGAGUACCACAGGCACAUCAAAUCGUUCGCCAUCGGAUGGGACAGACCGUUGGUUCAGAACCGUUGGUUGCCCCUCAAGGUGCACGAUUUGACCAAGCGCGUCGUUCAUUUUCUCUUUAUUCUCUGCGACAAUUGCGUACAAUUGACUCAUUUCAAGAUAUUCGAAUGGUACGACAUUUACGCCUUUAAGAAAAUCAUCUACCACCUUAGCCGUUUUUUAAAAAUGCAAUCGAAACUGGAGAGCCUCGUGUUGCGCAACGUGAAUCUGCCCAAAAAGGAAUGCCUGAAGAUCCUGAACGCUUGCCUGGGUUCCAAGAAUUCGGUGACCAAUCUGGAAAUACACAACAAUUACUACAAUUUCAACACAGCCUUCGAUACGGUCGAUUUCGUCAAUUUUCUGAAAGAAUUCAUCGUACUCAACGACAUCAAAAUCGACUAUUUCAUACUGUCGAGACCCAGAGUCAUCGACGUGAUAUCCGAAAACGGGAAUCACCUCAAGGCUUUGGAGAUAUUCUUCAACGAAACGGACCUCCACAGCGUCGUCAUACCGGCCAGGAAGUGGAACAAGUUGAAGAAAUGCUGUCCCGACAUCAAUAUAUCUAUUAAAAUCAGGAACAUCUGCCAUCACGAGCAAAUCGAAUUUAUCUUCCUCAUGGACAACAUACCGUUGAAUUCGUUCACGAUGAUAUCGAGCAAUAAAUACAACCAGAGAAUCAGCAGAAAUUUCGAGAGUACUUUAAGACGAUUGAUCAACAACUAUCACAAAACCUUGGAAACUGUGAAAUUAGAUAUCAGAAACAACCAAGAAAAUCUCGAUGAAGUACUGUUAGCCAUCAUCCUGCAGUGUCCAAAGUUGAAAUCGCUCUUCUUCGACGGGAUGAUCAAGGAUAACAUGAAUCUUUUCUAUGCUAUAACUCAAUACAAAAAAAGUGCUAAGGCCACGAAUUCCCCGUCAGCAAUAAACAACUUCGCCGUAUCGAUAAACAAUCAGCACACCGAGAUAGUGUUAGUGAACUUUCCGAAUUGCGUUAACUUGAUAAUCACGCAGUUCGGCAAAAUAGGAAAUCUGUACCAAGUGAAAAUCGAUCAAACGGAGAACGGUCUGGCCGUACCUGAAACAGUUUACGACGUUUCCACUGUACUGGGGGCUGAAAACAUCCAAGCCGAAGUAGCCGUGAGGUACCUGAGCGAGAAACUCGACAUCAAGAAGCCUUUAGCAUCGAGCAUGGCGCUUCAAAAAGUCGUUAGGAAAUCGGAGAGUUACUUCGGGCAGGUGGUCAUCGGUCCUCCGGGUUCCGGUAAAACCACCUACUGCGCGAAAUUGUACGAAUUCUACAAAGAAAAGCUGAACAGAACCGUCGAAAUAAUCAACCUAGAUCCGGCCAACGAUAACAUGAGGUACAAACCGAAGAUAGACGUGAUGGAAUUGGUGACGGUGGAGGACGUAAUGAAGGAAUUGAACUUGGGCCCCAACGGAGCGCUGAUGUACUGCAUGGAGUACCUUCUAGAAAACUUCGAUUGGCUGCUUGAUAGGCUCGCCAAAAUCAAAGAUUGCUAUUUGAUAUUCGAUAUGCCCGGACAGGUAGAGCUCUACACGCAUCAUACGAGCAUCAGAAACCUGUUUGGGAAGCUCGAGAAGCUAAAUUAUCAUUUGUGCGCGGUGCAUUUGGUCGAUUCGCAUUACUGCUCCGAUCCCCCCAAGUUCAUCUCCACGUUACUGCUUUCGUUGUCUACGAUGCUGCAAAUCGGCUUGCCUCACGUAAACGUUCUCAGUAAAGCCGAUUUGCUGAAAAAGAACGAGGUUAAGUUGGAUUUCGGGCUCGAUUUUUACACGGACGUUUUGGAUUUGGAUUACUUACUGGAGCUCCUCGAUGACGGGCCGUUCACUAAGAAAUUCAGGAAGCUAAACGCUGCAUUGGUGGGGCUGAUACAGGGUUAUAGUUUAUUGGGGUUCGUUUUGCUCGAUUCGAGUUCCGAUAAGAGUUUGUUGGAAGUUAAAAACGCUGUGGAUAAGGCAAAUGGGUACAUCUAUGGAAGCGGUGAGGAAAGGAGCAUUCAAACUCUUCUAUCUUGCGCUGUGGGGGCUCGAACGGAAUCCGAAAGGUUCGAUUCGGAUUACAUGUAGCAUCGAAAUAUAAAAAAUUU